AUGAAGUUCCGGCGAUCCAUAAAGAGCGACAAGCACGACUCGGCCAAACCCGUCCAGGUCUCAAUACCCCAAAAGGAUGCCAUCGCAAUAGAACCCCCAAAGAAGGUCAUCAAGGCCAUCUACGACUACAAUGCCCCCGCCGACUCGGACAUGUACAUGUCCUUCAACGCCGGCGAUUUCCUCCACGUUAUAGGCCGCGAGAGCGACUCGGACUGGUACGAAGCGAGCAACCCCUUGCGCAACGAGCGCGGCUUGGUACCUGUCAAAUACUUUGAGAAUGUGGGCAAGACCGUGCGAGACAGCGGCGAUUCAUCAAAGUCAAUCACCAGCACGACCCACGACAGCGGCUACGCUGAAGGCUCCACGCCACCGAAUAUAACAUCUGCGCCGAGGAUGAGCACGGGCGUGCCGAUGCCCAUGAUACCGGGACACAGAUCGAUGAAGUCUAUCACCAAAGCGGGUGGGAUAUACGGCAUUGUCUCGUACGACUUCCACGCCGAACGCCCCGACGAGCUCGAUGCGAAAGAGGGCGAGGCGAUAAUAGUGAUCGCGCAGUCGAAUCCAGAGUGGUUCGUCGCAAAGCCCAUAACACGGCUGGGAGGCCCUGGGUUGAUUCCGGUAUCCUUCAUCGAGAUAAGAGACAUGACAACUGGGCAGGCGGUGGAAGAUCCUGUGGCGGCGGUACAAAAAGCAGGCAUACCGCGCGUUGAAGAGUGGAAAAAGAUGGCGGCCGAGUAUAAGAAUACCAGCAUACCUCUUGGCACUGUGUCAACAUCAGGUGUGGGAUCCCUCACACCAGGCAUGGAGCGCAUGAGCUUGCAGAACGGACAGGCGAAUGGCCACUCGAGACAACCCAGCAACUCGUACACGACACAGCAACAGCAGAACCUCUUCGCGCCUGUGCGAGCAUCUGUACCACGAUACACCUUUGCGGACGGCAAAUUCCAGUUCAUUGUGGAAUGCAGGUUAUCGAACGGUACACAUUGGGACUUGUCAAGGAUAUACGAGGACUUCUACGAGCUGCAGAUCAACCUCAUCAACGCAUUCCCCGACGAAGCUGGCAAGGACUCAACCAAGCCGCGGAUAUUGCCUUAUAUGCCAGGACCGGUGAAAUACGUGACGGACAAUAUCAGUGAAGGAAGGAGAGCGAACUUGGACGAGUACUUGCGGGAUCUGCUGAGACUACCGCAAUACCUGACCAGUUCGUCACUCGUGAGGAACUUCUUCGCACCGAGGGAAGGAGACUACGAGGUUGACCCGGGCGCCGUGGACUUGAAUGAACACGCGAGACCGAUGGACGCCAGAUUCUCCCAGGUCUCACAAGGAUCACAUCAAACCAACCCAUACCAACAAUUCGCGCAGCAACAACGAGGUCCUCCCCAACAACCAACCCACCAAUACAACCAAUCGCAAGCCUCCAACGGACCCUACCGGCACCAACGAGCCCAACAAUCCCAAGCCAGCGCCAGCUUCACCUCCCAAUCCCCACCCAACGCCAGCGGCCUCCCCGCGCCCCGCCAACCCUCCCACACCGCCAGCUCCUCCGCACCCCCCAGCACGGCCCCCGUCAAAGUCAAAGCCUGGUUCGACCGCGACACGUGCGUCGUGAUCCGCAUGGCGCCCCGCGGCCAAUUCUCCUUCGACGACCUCUACCGCAAAAUCGUCGAGCGGCGGAAACUCGAGUACAAAGGCCAGGACCAGAACGACGAGAUCCUCGAUAUAGAGUAUCGGGAUGAGAAGGACGGGGAAUAUUAUCGGCUCGAGGGCGAUGAGGAUUUGGAUAUUGCGGUUGAGAGGAAUGAGAAGUUGACGUUGGCUGUGAGGGCCGCGAGUUCGUGA
This is a messenger RNA of Zasmidium cellare ATCC 36951, 1839 nucleotides long. RefSeq lists its product as uncharacterized. The transcript has 3 exons. Gene Ontology annotation, biological process: conjugation with cellular fusion. Bases 1 to 1839 code for a protein of 612 amino acids. The record is from RefSeq and is a predicted model, not a curated record. Gene Ontology annotation, cellular component: mating projection tip. Gene Ontology annotation, molecular function: phosphatidylinositol binding; protein binding. NCBI's taxonomy places the organism in Eukaryota, Fungi, Ascomycota, Dothideomycetes, Mycosphaerellales, Mycosphaerellaceae.